AGCUAGUUGAAGUAAAUAAUUUAUAGAAGUAGAAGAAGGCGAUGGGAUUCUAUCAAAUGGAUAGCCAAAAAGCAACAAGGAUCUUCGGAAUAUCGAUGUUGGUAUCUUUGGCCAUAUCAGUAUCUGCUGCAAAUGAGUGCUCAACAGUGAGAGCAUUCGUCUCAACUUGCCAUCCAUUCGUCACGUACGGUACACCUGACCCCUUUCCUGGAUCACCAUGCUGUGAUGCCAUGAUGAGCCUCAACGCCAUUGCUGACUCUGCCGAUGAUCGAAGAGUAAUAUGUGGAUGCAUGAUGGACCUCAUUACCACCUUCAAUCCCAAUGCCACUGCUAUUGCUACCUUGCCGGGCCUUUGUGGGGUCUCUUUGGGCUUCACAAUCGACCCAGAUACUGACUGUAGCUUCAUAUCUUGAUUUGGGGUUACAAGAAAUGAAGUUGAAUUGUAGAAGAUACGGAAGAGAGGAUCAAAUAAGAAGGCUGUCUUCAGCUGGCAUAGAAGAGGAGAGGAGGGGGUGUAUUCAUGUUGUCUGUUAACGAUACAAAUAAGUGAUGAUUGUGAGCAUUAUGUACCUAGAUCUAGGUAAUGCUUGUACAAGUAUGUGGAUUUUAUG
This is a messenger RNA of Juglans microcarpa x Juglans regia, 611 nucleotides long. Its product is annotated as putative non-specific lipid-transfer protein 14. NCBI's taxonomy places the organism in Eukaryota, Viridiplantae, Streptophyta, Magnoliopsida, Fagales, Juglandaceae. Gene Ontology annotation, molecular function: lipid binding. The transcript is spliced from 2 exons. Gene Ontology annotation, biological process: lipid transport. Bases 42 to 413 code for a protein of 123 amino acids. Gene Ontology annotation, cellular component: membrane. The record is from RefSeq and is a predicted model, not a curated record.